GCGGGGCGGGGCCAGUGCCCGCGCGUGCCGGCCAUGCCGCGGUCCCGCCGAGCCGCGCGCCGUGGCCCUGGCAGCGCCCGAGCAGGCUCACCCGCCAGCGAGGAGGAGGAGGUCGGCAGCGAGGUGCUGAGCCACUGCAGCAGCGCCAGCGAGGGGACCAUCCCCGCCGAGGAGGCCGCAGGGAGCGAGGCAGCAGGUGAGCCAGGCCAGGAGGAGGAGGCAGAGGACAGGCUGAAGGAGCACAUGGACAACCUCCUGGACAAGAGCGCCAAGACACGUCAAGCAGCACUGCAGAGCCUGCGCCUGGCCUUCUCCUCCAAAACCCUCUCCGAGUUCCUGCUGGAACGCCGCCUCACACUCACCGAUUCCCUGGAGAAGUGUCUCAAGAAAGGUAAAGGGGAGGAGCAGGCGCUGGCGGGCACCGUCCUCACCCUCCUCUGCCUCCAGAUGGGCUCCGGCCCGGAGGGGGAAGAGAUGUUUCGCAGCCUGAAGCCCCUGCUCGUCAGCGUCCUGGUGGACAGCACAGCCAGCCCCAGUGCCCGGCAGAGCUGUGCCACGGCCCUGGGCAUGUGUUGCUACAUUGCUGCUGCUGACCUCGAGGACCUGAUUUCAUGCCUGUCCUGCUUGGAGAGCAUCUUCAGCCCCUCCAACCUAGAUGAGGGGGGCUCGGCACCAGCCCAGCAUGGCCCUCUGCACUGUAGCGCGCUCCAGUCAUGGUCCCUGCUCCUCACCAUCUGUCCCCCCUCCCAUAUCAAGAGCAUCUUGGACAAUGGCUGGCUGAAGCUGCCCCCACUGCUCUCCAGCAGCAGCGUUGCGCUGCGCAUCCUGGCUGGGGAGGCCAUCGCGCUGGUCUUCGAGCUGGCCCAGGACAUGGAGGAGCACUUGUGCCACCAAGAUGCAGAGUUCCUACAAGCCCAGUUCAAGGUCCUGGCUACCGAGAGCAAUAAGUACCGAGCCAAGACAGACCGACGGAAGCAGCGAUCCAUCUUCCGGGACAUCCUGCGCUUCAUCGAGAGUGGGGAGUACCAAGAGGAGACCAUCCGAUUUGGCCUGGAGUGCAUGUACCUGGACAGCUGGGCACGCCGGCGGACCUACCAAGCCUUUAAAGAAGUGCUGGGCUCUGGCAUCUGCCACCACCUUCAGAACAACGAGCUACUACGGGAGAUCUUUGGCCUCGGGCCCCCCUUGGUGCUGGAUGCGGCCGCUCUGAAAGCCAGCAAGGUCUCCCGCUUUGAGAAGCACCUCUACAACUCGGCUGCCUUCAAAGCCCGCACGAAAGCCCGGAGCCGGGUGCGGGACAAGCGGGCAGAUGUGCUGUGAUGGGCAGAGGGGGGCAGAGCCCCAAGCCCACCUGGACUGCAGACCCAGCACUGUGAGGGGCAGGUGACCCUGGCCCUUGAGCUUUUAUUCAUGUACAGCAGAGUAUUUAAUGCCUGGAGCUGCCCCACCGGGGGUUGCCCCCUCUUUUUAUUUUUUUAACCAAAAAAAAAAAAAAAAAGGCUAAAAGAAGAGCAGGGAGGUAGGCAGCAGUAUGCUGCCUUGUGCCUGCUCUGUGGCUGGGGCUCUGCUUGGCACAGAGGAAGGGGGUCUCACAGGGCUCCUCUUUUGGAGGCAGGGCUCUUACUCCCCCUCCCCCCGUCCCACAGGGGCACUGUGGUGGCCUGGCAGAGCCCAAAGAGCUGGGUGGGAGGGCAGAGCACUCCCCCAACUCCCCCCUGCCCCACCGGGCACAGCCCCUGCCUCCACAGCUGGCCUGGCACCCAGGGCUGGUGGCAAGGCAGCUUGGGGUGGCAGGUGCUGCCCAGCCCUGCUGGCUGCCCGCUCUGAGCCCUUUUCCAGCCAAAUGCUCUAUAUGAAAUAGUUCUCUUGUGGGAAAUUAAUUAUGGGGUGGUGACACAGCAGACGAGCCCCAGUGCUGCCCGUGCAGCCUUGGGGGCUGCUGCCUGGGCGGGCACGGGGCCACACCAGCUGGUAGUGCCUGACACCCUGGGAAUGUAUCUAUGGUGGCAAUUUUCUAAGACUUUGAUUACAGAAGGUUAUUAAAAGGCUAAUUGGAGGGUA
This is a messenger RNA of Apus apus (common swift), 2061 nucleotides long. RefSeq names its product interferon related developmental regulator 2 (gene IFRD2). The transcript has 12 exons. NCBI's taxonomy places the organism in Eukaryota, Metazoa, Chordata, Aves, Apodiformes, Apodidae. The record is from RefSeq and is a predicted model, not a curated record. Bases 34 to 1320 code for a protein of 428 amino acids.